This is a messenger RNA of Carcharodon carcharias (great white shark), 1479 nucleotides long. RefSeq names its product collagen alpha-1(IX) chain. The transcript is spliced from 13 exons. The record is from RefSeq and is a predicted model, not a curated record. Bases 1 to 1479 code for a protein of 492 amino acids. Lineage: Eukaryota; Metazoa; Chordata; Chondrichthyes; Lamniformes; Lamnidae.
AUGGUGGUACCCUCCGAAGACUUCUUCAGUUGUCAAAAGAAAAACCAGGAGGAAUUCUUGGUGAAGCUGUGCAUUUUCACUUUGGCAACCUUACAGACAGUCCUUUGGUCUCCAGUAAUGUGCACGGAAGACAGAUUCAACUACAACGGUUUGGAUGACAGCACUGUGUGUCCUAAUAUUAGGAUUGGACAAGAUGAUUUGCCAGGAUUUGAUCUGAUUACCCAAUUCCAAUUGGAUACCAUUCCGCUGCGGGGUGUGAGGAGAGUGGAAGGUUCGACACCACUUCAGAUUGCCUUCAGACUUGAUAGAGAAGCGAACUUUGAAAUUCCAACAAGAAUCAUCUAUCCACGAGGGCUCCCUGAAGAGUAUUCCUUUGUCACCACCUUCAGGAUGGUAAAAAACACGGUUAAUAAAGUGUGGAACUUGUGGCAGAUUGUGGAUGAAAAUGGCUACAAGCAAGUAGGCCUGAGGCUGAACGGCAACACCCAGUCCUUGGAGUUUUAUUUAGUUGGUCUGGAUAGCAACCUGCAGUCAGUCAUUUUCCGAGCGAUUUCACAGAUCUUUGAUACAGAAUGGCAUAAGAUCCUGGUGGGUGUGGAGAGGGAUACUGUCAGCCUAUUCGUGGACUGCCAUCGAGUAGCAUCCCAGCCCAUUAAGCCAAAAGGCACCGUCAAUGUAGAAGGGGACACUUUGAUAGGCCGACUGGAUACAAACCCAAAAGUGUCAGUAGUGUUUGAGCUGCAGUGGAUGCUGAUUCAUUGUGAUCCACAACGAGCACACCGUGAGGCCUGCACAGAGCUAUCCAUACAACAGGUAUCAGAAACGGUUAAUAAGGGUAAUGUGGUUGAUGAGGACUUCCAAAAGGAUAUUGAUAAAAUGCCACAUGUUCGACUUUCCAGCAAAAUUGAAGAUUGUGGAAUAAAGAGGAAAGUGGCACCUGAUUUUGGAUUCAGGGGUCCAAGACCUGACUUCGGAAAGGCAGGUCCACCGGGUCUGCCUGGUGCACCAGGCUUGCCAGGUCCUCCGGGAUCUCCAGGAUCUCCAGGGCUUCCAGGAUUGCCUGGGCUGGAUGGAAAAGCUGGUGUUGAUGGUCAGAAAGGGGAGCGUGGUGAUGUUGGAUUCACAGGGCAACCAGGAAAGCCUGGCCUUCCAGGAUUAAAUGGACGACCGGGACCAAUUGGACCAAUGGGUCCCGAAGGUCGAGUGGGGCCACCUGGUGAAAAUGGACUCACUGGAGACCCUGGCCUUCCAGGACAGCCUGGUGACCCUGGACCUAAAGGAGCACCUGGCACACCUGGAUCUCCAGGACUUCAGGGCCAUAAAGGCCAAAAAGGUACACCUGGAGAGGCCGGGAAGGAGGGUCCUAAGGUAUGUGAACAAAGCCGAAUAUCUAUGAGUAAUUCUGUACAUUUCUCCAAAUUAGAGAAAAUACAUAAACAGCUCAAUUACUCUAAUGUUACCUUAUAUAUCAGGAUGUGA